CCUUAGUACCGACUCCAUGCAUCAUCAACCAUUGCACUGGUACCAUCACCUGAUACUACCAGGUAGUAGUACUCCCUACAUACUACUACCUUACCGCACCGCACCACCGCAGAUCUAGAUCUCCCCAAUACGAGACUCGUUCGCCAAACUUGAAGAAUCUAUCAUGUCAGCACAAGGUAGACUGCAAUAAGGCACCCCUAACCAAAUUAGUGGCCAGUGAGAAAUUCUUGUGCUCCCCUCCCCCCACACGUGGCUUGCAUGCAGCAUCAGAUUCACUUUUACAUGUCAUCAUACAUACCUCAUAUAACCUUAAGGUAGCUAGUUGGGUGUUAUUUUCAAUCCCUACUUGUUGCGGGCGCGUGUUGCGGCGUCAUCGUACCGUCCAAUGCGAAAACCACUGACGGCACAAGAAAAAAAAAAUUCCGCCAAGUUGAUUUUGACUUUUUGCCAUCCCCCUCGAUGUGCAAGCUCUGGGUGAACUCGACCCGAGCCUCGGACAAUGGACCCCCAAAGAGCACAGCCCAGCCAACCCUCACUCUGUCUGAAUUACCUCCCUGAGAGGGGGACCCCCCGCGAUGCUAAAUGCAUCAUGAUUCCAUUGCCAGUGUCGCACGUCCAUUUUUGACUUCCAAAGUGAAAUGCUAAAAUCAGUUUGCGUUUAAAAAAAACACAUCAAUAUCGGUGCCCGCGGCCACCGAGUUGCAAUGGAGACAUGUACUUGUGGUGCGCUGAGAUCACCUUGGCCGGUCUGCAUCCUGGCAGAACAAAAGGGUUAAAAUGCCAAAAUGAUGUGUCCAUGAUCAGAUCCAGCGGCGGCCGCGGUGACCGAGGCCCUCUGCCAGCGACAAACCUUCCUGUUGUCCUGGAGUUAUAUGCUUUUAGCUCACCUCUCGAGAAAGGGUCUUCGUGCUGCAAAAUCCCGGGGUAAGGCGAUGGGCAUGCCAACCAUGUCAAAGCCGAAGCGUGUCAUGUCUGUCGUGGCGGAAGGCAGUGGUACCCGUGGAUGUUCUGACGGGACAUGCGCCCUGUCGACCCUCAAUCAGCAGAAAACAGAAAGCGGCCGCCGUCAGGAGUCUGCAGCCGGUGGAUCAACUGCCCACAUGAGUGUCAGGUGGACGACGAUCUGACCAGAUUAUAAUAAUGAAGGCUAUUCGAGCGCACGGGUAAAAAGGGCGGGAAGAAGGGGCACCGAGACACAUCACGGACCGUCCGCAUUGCUCGCUACCGAGUCAGUCAGGUCAUGUCGGGCCAGGCCUUGUCAUCUUCCGCAUGAUCGUCAGUCUCGCCUUCCCAUCUAUCCGUGACCUAGCACUAUCUGAUGCCUGGGAAAAGCACACGAUUUUUGGACGGAACGUCCUAUUCCCAAGCAAUCAGAUCGCCUGAACAGGACGCAACCUGGACGCAAGCGUUCGUCCUGAAGCAAAACAGCCAGGACAAGGUCCAUCCGGUAACUGGUAGUGCAGUCGUUCUGGAACAAGCAGGCCAUAUGAUAUGGCCGUCAUUACCUUUCGUCCAGGAGCGAAAAUGUAUGGCUCAUGGUCAUUUGUCGGGAAAUGCUGUCCGUGGCGGCCGUGGCACCUUUGCCGCCAUCCAAGGACAACGUCAAAAAUGUUGACAUCAAAGAUCUUGGUCUUUCAGACGCGCAGAGCCCGGACGAUAUGGCCUCCCCUCCCAACAGGAUCGGUACAACCGGAAAGUUUCCAAUUCGAAGGACAGGACACGGGGAGCGGCUGAGUAGACCGCAUUGUGGGAGGAAAAGCAAAAGCAAGCAGGGUGUGCGGACCAACGAUGCCUGUGUUGACGCAUACAACGUGCUUUGGGCUUCGCCCAGACCUGCGCUUGACUUAUGUGGCAAAUGCCCAUUCGAACGGAUCAAGUGUCCUGGGUUCGUCAAUGAUGCCGGCGGGAGAUUAGCAACCGUUUAGUCGGAAAGUUUACUUCCCAUCGACAUACCUUAGCCAACUUCGGCUUUCCUUCGAGACCACUUCCCUUGUUGCUAGAGACGCGUGUUGUUUUUUGGUGGUGGCUAAAUGUUGAAAACCUCAUCUUGGCCGACAUAUGUCUGAAACAUGCGGAAGUUAGAUGUCCAUAUGUCCCCGAAGCAGUGUGGUCGAGUCGAUCUUGCAAAACACACCGACAGUCAAGUGGUACAGACGGUGGAUCGCGUGGGCGGAUGACCGAGGCUAGGCUGAACCUUAUCCUCGGACUCGACGCCUCGUGGGACGGAUGUCCCGGGACAAUGGAAUGUGAUAGCGACCCAGACGAAAACUGAUCGACUUGCCAUUUCGAGAUUGCGGUCCUGCCUGCUACUUUUGCACGGUUGACACCAUUGUCAAUUGUUGGCGUUUGAAUCGUCGGCACUGCCCGUAGCAGAAUCGGUGCCCACCCUGUCGGAUUCAGGGCCAUCACUCUUAUCUUGAUUGAUCGUCACCUGAUGCAAGCCGUUGAAACAACAUGACAGAUGACACUGAGGGCUGUUCGGCCUACUGUAUACACUGUACUGCUUGCCAAACAUCGAGAGAGAUGAUAGUCCAAGCCGGGGCAUACAGGUCCUUCGACAGUUUGACCGGAUUGCUGCGGAUACUGGUGAUAUCUGCCCAGCAGUACAGAGAAGUUCCACGUUGAUUCGUCCAGAGGACAGUGUGCCAAAGGCCAGCCCGGAGAGCCUGCUGCUGAGUCCACUACUGUGUGCCCAAAGAUGCAGGACUGGGAUGGAAACAUCACAUGCAUGCUGCAGUAGCAUUGUCGUCCACGAUUUGCUGGAUGCCAAUUCCCAUCCCUGUGGUUGUCCUCGGCAGUAAUGUAUACUCCUCGACCAUUGACAAAAGCGGUUACGGGAAGCUCUUCUUGGACAAGGCUGAGGGUUUAUGGGUGAUCGAGAGGCCUCUUGUUUUUUUUGUUUUUCGCUUUUCGCUGUGUGCUUGGCCCGCAUCGCUUAAGAGCCGGGAGUACAUUUACGAUGCAACGUGAUUUGCGCUCCUAUUGUAAUCCGCUGGUGGCGCAGUAAACUUUUGAACACGUUUGUCAAAGGACUAAGGCGUUCAGCUGGACAGAUGGAGAUCAUUCUUGUGUGGCCGGAUCAUGGCGCAAGGAGUGGCGUCCCUUCCACCAGUCUUAUCGCAAGGAAGAAUCAUCGAGACGCCUGACAGCCCAGUAGUUGACAGCAGUCCGUCUAGUCGCUUGCCGUAACUUGCUCGGACGAGAGGGAAGAUGUAAAGCUCUGCCCACAGCUUCGUCGUCAAGAACUUACUAUGUAACCUUAAAGUGUAAGCAACCCAAAAAUCGGGAGAGGAAAUAACUCAAACGUCAG
Molecule: messenger RNA, 3310 nt
Organism: Exophiala dermatitidis NIH/UT8656
Lineage: Eukaryota; Fungi; Ascomycota; Eurotiomycetes; Chaetothyriales; Herpotrichiellaceae
Exons: 2
Coding region: 1536-1925 (129 amino acids)
Source: RefSeq, a predicted model, not a curated record